Molecule: messenger RNA, 1308 nt
Organism: Closterium sp. NIES-65
Lineage: Eukaryota; Viridiplantae; Streptophyta; Zygnematophyceae; Desmidiales; Closteriaceae
Source: the annotation of a GenBank genome assembly
AUGUCGCAUAUUUCUUGCAUGGGCCUCCUUGCCCAUAUUUCUGCCCUGUGGGUGUUUCAGUCCAAGGCUUACCUGGGAGGGAGUGGGGCCAGGGCACUCCCAGGUGUUUUCACAAUCCCUUCUCACACCCCCAUGCAAUCCUAUUCCCCCUUCCCCCUCUUCCCUCUGUUUCUUCACCCCACGCCCUCCUAUGUAAGCCUCCUUGCCCACAUUUCCGCCCUGUGGGUGAUUCAGUCCAGGGCUUACCUGGGAUGGAGUGGGGCCAGGGCACUCCCAGUUGUUUUCACAAUCCCUUCUCACACCCCCAUGCAAUCCUAUUCCCCCUUCCCCCUCUUCCCUCUGUUUCUUCACCCCAAGCCCUCCUAUGUAAGCCUCCUUGCCCACAUUUCCGCCCUGUGGGUGUUUCAGUCCAGGGCUUACCUGGGAGGGAGUGGGGCCAGGGCACUCCCAGGUGUUUUCACAAUCCCUUCUCACACCCCCAUGCAAUCCUAUUCCCCCUUCCCCCUCUCCCCUCUGUUUCUUCACACCAAGCCCUCCUAUCCCUACUAUGUUAGCCUCCUUGCCCACAUUUCUGCACUGUGGGUGAUUCAUUCCAGUGCUUACCUGGGAGGGAGUGGGGCUAAGGCACUCCCUGGUGUUUUCGUGGAAUCUUCUCACACGCCCAUGCAAUCAUAUCCCCCCGUCCCCCUCUCCCCGUGUCGAGCACCGUAUUAUCAACAACGGUUCCAAUGUGUCGCACGGUCCUGGCAUCAACGGCAGGAAGGUUUGCGAGUAUCUAUAGAAAGUGACGGCAUGGUGCAAGGGGCUGGCAUUAUGGGCCCCUCAGUCAACGGGAGCGGCCCCUGGUACAAGGCCUGUUUAAGGGCGUGGGCCUUCUCUACGACCGGAAAGAUACUCAUCUCCAUCGACGGCAUUGAAGACACAAAGGGCAUCAACCGCUUUGCGCAGCCUGCACCUGUCCCGGCCGCGCAGCCUGUGCCGGCCCCAGCCGCGCAGCGUGUGCCGUCCCCAGCCGCGCAGCCUGUGCCGGCCCUAGCCGCGCAGCCUGUGCUGGCCCCAGCCGUGCAGCCUGUGCCUGUCCCGGCCUUCCAGCCUGUGCCGGCCCCAGCCGCGCAGCCUGUGCCUUUCCCGGCCGGUCCAUUUGUGCCUGUCCCUGCCGCCCAGGUAGCGCCUGUCACGUCCGCGCAGGCUGUGCCCGUCCCGGCCGCACGUCCUGGGCCUGCACCGGCCGCACAGGCAGGGCCUGCCCUGGUCACACAGGCUGGACCUGUCCAGGCUGCAUGGGGGGAAGGCUUUCUGUUUGUAUGA